Molecule: messenger RNA, 2221 nt
Organism: Aspergillus pseudotamarii
Lineage: Eukaryota; Fungi; Ascomycota; Eurotiomycetes; Eurotiales; Aspergillaceae
Product: diacylglycerol/lipid kinase family protein
Exons: 1
Coding region: 341-1738 (465 amino acids)
Biological process (GO): sphingosine biosynthetic process
Cellular component (GO): intracellular membrane-bounded organelle; membrane; cytoplasm
Source: RefSeq, a predicted model, not a curated record
AGGCUACCUACCUUCCUAGCAGCCUGCCUAGUGAUUAAUUUAGGUUAUGGAGUACCUAAUAAUUGACCGAUUGUAGGAUUUAGUAAUCCUUUGGUCGUGGUUGUCACUCAAAACAUUUUACCCCACCAGACAGUAAGCAUAACCUAGCGUGUAAUUUGUUCAACUUUUAUUCCUAUUUGAGUGUUUCCCACGGAUCUCGCUCGCUCACUCAACCGCCUCCAUCAGUAACCCAGCAUCUUGAUUCUUAUCAGCGAUCGCCAUUUAUUAGAUAAGAGAACAAACGAGAGCAGAAAAAGAUAAAGGUGCGAAGUAGAGUAUUUUUUUUACUUCAUUGUCUUUAAUGACGCAAGCAAGAGAAUCCAUGGCCCAACUACCAGAUUCAAGUCAGUUCCGUGCUGAUCUGAUUGAAAACUAUGUCCGGUGCUAUAACCAAUGGAAGGAAAUAAUAGUCGCUAUCGAUGACAUAGUCUGUGUUCUUCCUGAAACUAUGUGUACUGAAGUUGGUUAUAAGUUGCUGUUUCUUCAGAGAAGAUCUGAAGAUACAAAUACAGAGGAUUCCACGUACCUGGAAAGUAUUCAGCUUACAUCUCUGUCGCCCACACUGCGUUCUCAGUACUUGUGCACAGAGCUCCCUCGUCAUUUGUGCUCACACGAAACUGAAAUCCAUAUAAUCGUAUCCACAGCGUCGGGAACAGGGGCUGCCAAGAAUUUGUACAGAAAUAUUCUACAGCCUUUCCUAUUGCAACUUGGUGUAUGUGAUUACAACAUCCAUGAGACACGAUCCUCACGGACCAUCACGGAUCUAUGCAAGUCAGACUUUCUUCCUUGCGCCCAGACAGGCAUCCAUGAGACCAUUAUCCUCCUCUCAGGGGAUGGAGGAAUAGUCGACGUAGUCGAUGCGAUAUACAGUGCCCCGUGGCACUCAAUCACCCGGCCCACCAUUGUCUUAGUCCCCACAGGAACUGGAAAUGCAAUGGCUAGUUCCCUGGGACUCACUUCACAUCCAACAACCUGGUUGAACGAGCUGCUGCGAGGAAGACCGAGGCCUUUACCGACCUUCGGCGCCAAGUUUUCACCCGGCGCACAAUAUGUCACCGAGGAAGGCCGUGCUCGGGCUAGUAUAAGUGCCAACUUUAAAAGCAAGUAUGAAAUUCCGAAGGUACAUGGUGCGGUUGUUGCAAGCUGGGGCAUACACGCCGCCUUAGUUGCCGAUAGUGAUACCACUGAAUACCGCAGCUUUGGUGCCGAUAGGUUUAAAUUGGCUGCAGAGGAACUUCUCUUCCCUCCAAGCGGUGCCGAAAGCCAUAGAUAUGCUGGUACAAUUAGUCUCACCAGGUGGGAUAAUGAAGCUAACAGCGAGUAUGUUGAGAUCAUGGAGAUUAAAGAACACAUGUAUGUGCUGGCAACGAUGGUCCCGAGACUUGAACGUGAGUUCGUGAUCUCACCCGAGUCUGUUCCACUGGACGGUCGCUUGAGAAUCAUCCACUUUGGUCCGGUACCUUCCGAAAAAGCCAUGCAGUUAAUGGCCUCCGCGUAUCAGGGAGGUCAGCAUGUGUUUGACAGGAGUGUCUUCUACUCGGAGAUUGAGAGGCUUAAGAUUGUAUUCCAUGAGACGGAUGAGAGGUGGAGACGGGUGUGCAUUGACGGCAGAAUCAUUGCAGUCGAGUGUGAUGGCUGGAUGGAGAUAUACAAGGAGCCAGAAUGUCUAUUAAACAUUCUGACGUCCGUUGAGUUUUAAAACCAAUGACUAUGUCUUAAUUUUCAGCGUGUAUGUUUCCAUGAGAACUUCCCCGCCUCUUCUUAUUUACUCAUUAGAUGGCUACAGUGGGAGUUUGGAAGUAUAUGACCUAGGGAUUGGGGUCACAUGCUUUAGAACCCCCACCAUAUUAGCCUUUCCACUGAUUCCGUCCUGGAGACAAUCGAUCCGCGUUGGGUGUAUUCCUUGAUCAGCCGAGCAAUAACACUGGCUCGGUUCAGUAUGGUACUGUGAUUACUCUAGGUAUUUAGUGUGCUGGUUGUACUGCAUGUAUGUACAGUACUUGGAUUCUUUGCUUCACCUGGCGCCAAGUCGAGUGGCCAUAUCUUAGGGCGCCGCAGUCAAAGACUGGAUCAAAUAUAUAUGAAGGAAUUGACAAGGUAUAAAUUGGUUCUAGUUAUAGUAUAAUAUAGAUCUCUUCCACUUGUAUUACUCAUGUAUAUCCUUGUCGCCGCUGAAUACAAC